This is a messenger RNA of Aspergillus tanneri, 1059 nucleotides long. It is a transcript of the gene RFC4, whose product is annotated as replication factor C subunit 4. The record is from RefSeq and is a predicted model, not a curated record. Gene Ontology annotation, cellular component: Ctf18 RFC-like complex; DNA replication factor C complex; nucleus. Gene Ontology annotation, molecular function: DNA binding; ATP binding; DNA clamp loader activity. Gene Ontology annotation, biological process: DNA-templated DNA replication; DNA repair. Lineage: Eukaryota; Fungi; Ascomycota; Eurotiomycetes; Eurotiales; Aspergillaceae. Bases 1 to 1059 code for a protein of 352 amino acids. The transcript is spliced from 5 exons.
AUGGUCCAAGCGGAAUCUUCAGCCAGUGCUGCUCGCAAUGGGCUCAAGCCUAUCUCAUCAGGAGCUCCUCCGGAUUACGAACUACCUUGGGUUGAGAAGUAUCGCCCAGUCUUUCUCGAUGACAUUGUUGGUAACACCGAAACCAUCGAACGAUUGAAUAUAAUCGCCAAAGAUGGUAACAUGCCCCACGUAAUCAUCUCGGGCAUGCCGGGAAUUGGAAAAACCACCUCGAUUCUGUGCUUGGCAAGGCAAUUAUUAGGGGACGCCUACAAGGAGGCCGUGUUGGAAUUGAAUGCUAGCGAUGAGAGAGGCAUCGAUGUGGUCCGGAACAGGAUCAAAGGGUUUGCCCAAAAGAAAGUCACAUUGCCUCCAGGUCGCCACAAAAUUGUCAUUCUUGAUGAAGCAGACAGUAUGACGGCGGGUGCGCAGCAGGCGUUGCGACGUACGAUGGAAAUCUAUUCUUCGACAACCCGUUUUGCAUUUGCUUGCAACCAGUCAAAUAAGAUCAUUGAACCUAUUCAGUCGCGGUGUGCCAUCCUUCGCUAUGCUCGGUUGACCGAUGCUCAGGUUGUCAAACGGUUGAAACAAGUUUGCGACGCCGAGAAGGUGGAGCACUCAGAAGAUGGAAUCGCUGCCUUGGUGUUCAGCGCAGAAGGAGACAUGCGCCAGGCCAUAAACAACCUGCAGAGCACCUGGUCGGGUUUUGGGUUCGUUAGUGGAGACAACGUCUUCCGGGUUGUCGAUAGCCCUCAUCCUAUUAAGGUCCAGGCGAUGAUCAAGGCUUGCUGGGAAGGGAAAGUGGAUGCUGCGCUAGAGUCCUUGAAUGAGCUAUGGGACUUGGGCUAUUCCUCUCAUGAUAUCAUUAGCACCAUGUUUCGCGUCACUAAGACGAUUCCCACGCUGUCGGAGCAUUCAAAACUGGAAUUCAUCCGAGAGAUCGGCUUCACACACAUGCGUAUCCUGGAUGGCGUGCAAUCGCUGCUUCAACUGAGCGGCUGCGUCUCAAAGCUUUGCAAGAUCAAUAUGAAACCCCAGCUCUUCGAGCUGCCGAAGGCCUGA